Molecule: messenger RNA, 515 nt
Organism: Saccoglossus kowalevskii
Lineage: Eukaryota; Metazoa; Hemichordata; Enteropneusta; Harrimaniidae
Cellular component (GO): nucleus
Source: RefSeq, a predicted model, not a curated record
GGAUAUAAGUGAGAAUGAACCUGAAAACCAAAGUGAUGAUGAUGAUGAUGAUAUGAGUGGUUUCAUUGUUGAUGACAAUGAAGAUUUGGAAAAUGUUGCUAUCUCCGAUGGUGAUGAUAAUCUAGAACUGGAAUCUGAAGAUGGUGAAUAUGAAGAGAAAUAUGUAGAGAUGGAUGAUGAUGAAUAUCAGCUGAAGAAUUUUGUUGUUGAAAAGAAGUUACUCUCCAGUGAGAAAGUCAUCUCUAGUGUCUGGAAAAGAGAAGGAGAACUGCUGCAUCAGUAUAAAAGACAAGAAACUGAUUGCCAUGGUGAUGACCUUGAUGAUGGUGAUGAAGAGCUAGAUAUCUUUGAAAGAACUGAUGAAACUGCAGAUUAUAGAACGAAAGGCAGGAAUCAAUAUCGACCUAUCACUGUUCAGUGGCUACAUGACAAGGAAAGAGAAGAGAAUACCGCCAUUCAAGUGAUAUCUUGGGACCCUCCAAUAUCAGUGGAAGUCACUGAUGAGUUAUUGCCAG